This is a messenger RNA of Dreissena polymorpha, 1029 nucleotides long. RefSeq names its product 3-beta-hydroxysteroid-Delta(8),Delta(7)-isomerase-like. NCBI's taxonomy places the organism in Eukaryota, Metazoa, Mollusca, Bivalvia, Myida, Dreissenidae. Gene Ontology annotation, molecular function: steroid Delta-isomerase activity; cholestenol delta-isomerase activity; C-8 sterol isomerase activity. Gene Ontology annotation, biological process: cholesterol biosynthetic process. The record is from RefSeq and is a predicted model, not a curated record. Gene Ontology annotation, cellular component: membrane; endoplasmic reticulum. The coding region runs from base 87 to 785 and encodes 232 amino acids. The transcript has 3 exons.
GUGUUGCACACAUGUAGAAAAUCGGAUCAUGCAGGGUCAUGUACAUUGUUGUCAUACUGUAGUAGUGAGCGACCUACUCAUCUGAAAUGGAGGGUGUAAAUGUUACAAAGCAUCCCUACCUACCUAGAGAUCUUAAACUUCCGCAUUACAAACCGAACAUUAAUAGCUUAGGACAUAUAUUGGGCGUUUUCUUCGGUUUUGUGGCGGUUCUACAAGUAGUUCUUUGGAUAAUAACGCGAGGAAAAUCAAUCGGUGUUAGAGUUAAAAUAUGCUGGUUCGUUACGUCCGGUCUUAUCCACCUGAUUCUGGAGGGGUAUUACAGCCUUUACAACUCGACACUGGCGGGCGAGGACACAUACUUAGCUCAGAUGUGGAAAGAGUAUGGAAACGGUGACAGCCGAUAUGUACAUGAUGACACGUGCAUGGUCGCCAUGGAAUCCAUAACGGCGUGGGUGGACGGUCCUUUGUGUCUGUUAACGGCAGCCUCGUUUUACUUUCCCGCCAUGUACGGCUUCCGGCACGUGUUUCAACUGGCGGUGUCGAUUUGCCAGCUCUACGGGGACACCCUCUACUUCUCCACCGAGUGGCUUGAAGGCUUCAAACAUAGCGAAAUGUGGCACCCACUCCAUUUCUGGUUCUACUUCUUCUUCCUUAACAUCAUUUGGAUAAUCGUACCAUCGAUUAAUAUAUUGGACGCCGCACGAAACCUCUGGCGUGCGCAAUAUAAAGCCGACGAUGGCUUAGAGGUCAAAAGUCGGAAGAUUGUUAGCAAGAAACGACGUUGAUAUUAUGCGCAUUAUGCUAUGCAAAAGAAUACAUGUACUUGUGCCAUUUGUUUCAUAUACCAAAACUCUAAGCAUGAGUGUUGCAUUUAUUUUGUGUGCAUAUUUUUUUGUGUAAGUUUAAUGUGUAUGCGUGUGUGUACUUUUCAUUUUAUCGAAUCGUCAGUUAAUGAUAUGUAAUUGUGUAAUUUUCGUGUUUUUGUUUAAAUACAUGUGAAACAUUUACACAAUAAAAAUAAUGAAACUC